This is a messenger RNA of Aspergillus alliaceus, 1445 nucleotides long. Its product is annotated as arylamine N-acetyltransferase family protein. The transcript is spliced from 2 exons. The record is from RefSeq and is a predicted model, not a curated record. The coding region runs from base 132 to 1091 and encodes 319 amino acids. Lineage: Eukaryota; Fungi; Ascomycota; Eurotiomycetes; Eurotiales; Aspergillaceae. Gene Ontology annotation, molecular function: acetyltransferase activity.
UUCCAUUCCUCGGGUGACUCAUAGAUGAAACUCUCCUGCGAUAAAGGUGCACUAUAUAAACAGGAACAUAGAUCCGGAGAUGUCUACAUCAUUUCGUACGAUCUAAACAUCUAUCGCCUCAAAGGAUCCCCAUGAUGAACUCAGCCUACUCCACGACGCAGGUACAGAAGUACUUAACAUACCUCUCACUACCGUCCCAAUACCAUUCUUACGUAGAAACACCGCACCUCUUCCCCAAGACAGAUGCAUCGCUCAGAGCUUUGUUCCGGUGUCAUAUUACACGCUUCCCCUUUGAAAACCUAUCCGUACAUUACUCCGUGACCCGCCAACCGGACAUCCAUCCUGAUGUCCUCUACCCAAAGAUGAUGGGAGCUGGGGAGGCAAGCCCGACCGGCCGAGGCGGGUAUUGUCUGGAGGUCAACAUAUUCUUCAACCACAUGCUCCGCGGUCUAGGAUUCGAUGCGUACACGACGGGGGCAAGAAACCGUGGCAGGGUAAAUGGGAUCCCCCAAGGAGACUAUCAAGGAUGGGUACACAUGGUCAAUAUCGUCCGUCUUCCUUCAGGCGCUAGGUAUCAUCUAGAUGUUGGGUUUGGUGGCGACGGCCCAACCAGCCCCGUUCCUCUCGUCUCGGGUGAGGCAAUCAAGAACCUGGGAUCGCAAGAGGUCCGAUUGCUGUACGACAACAUCCCCAAACAGUCGCAGACGACGCAAAAACUUUGGAUCUACCAAUACCGGAAUGGCAUGGACAAGGAAUGGAAUUCGUUCUACUGUUUUCCCGAGAUCGAGUUUUUCCAGGAUGAUUUCGAGGUGAUCAAUCGUUUUGCCGCGUGGGAGUUCCUUGAACGAGGGACUUUUGUUGCUGUGAAAUUCAUAAGAAAUGGUGAGGAAGGAAAUGUCGCUCAGGUACAGAAUGGAAUGAUCCAAGGCCAACCAGAUAGUGACGAGGUGUGUAUUGUGGGCAAGUUGAUGCUGAUCAACAACGAGCUGAAGUUGAACAUGGGCGGAAGGACCAAGGUGAUAGAGUCACUCAACACGGAGGCUGACCGAAGGAUGGCCCUCGAAAAGUGGUUUUCGAUUUCUAUUGCUUGAGCAGCAGCGAGACAAUUAAGAGGCGAGCCGCAAAGGGGAAGAACAUAGCGACUCCCUAAUUAAGUCGAGAUCUAGAAUACAGCUGUCCCAUUAUAAUUCGCUUCAAUCCUGUAGGUUCAAUUCCAUUCCACUUUAUGCCUUUGGAAUGCUUGGAAAGGAUGUAGAAGACGCGUUGACAAGGUCUAAAUUCAUAUAAAUGUUUCUUCGCUCCUGUUCCACAGGCUCCACAUUGGGUCAAUCAUCGCCAGCUUCCAUGUUGAAUGCAGGGCCAUGAGGCAUUUUGCUUCGGGUCCAUUGGGGUUAGAAGCGCAUUGCGAAGCCACUGGAGUCGAAGGACAACCUCCUUGAUUCUCA